AAUGCGGACAAGCGAAAGAAUUCUGCGUCCUGUAUCUCGGAUCUAUCGCUGCCUCUGGGGGGUCUAUUACGCUCAUUUCGCUUUUACGGUGCAUUAUUGCUUCUGCCUAGUUUUAAUGUCAGACCUUCAGUCAUCUCCUUGAAAUAGACUGCGCUCCUCUGCUUCACUUGGUGGUGAAUGUCUCAUAUAUGAGACGGACUCUACCCUCAGCCCUUCCACUCCUAGAGGCAGCCCCCCGAUCUCCCAUCACUUACCCUCGGCGAUUCCAGUCCUCUACAACAUCGGCGCCUCUCUCACCCGACCCUGAAGACCUCAAUCUGCCUCCCACCUCCCACCAUCCGCCCGUCAUGUCCGCCUCUGCCGCGGUGGCCGAUUCCGACAGCGAGGUGCAGUCUCGCACCCAGCGGAGUCCCCUCGCUUCCCAACGCGCCAAAGCUGAGAACCCGCGAAGGUCUCGCAUCGAGGGCCUCUUCCCUCUGUCCUACAAGCAAGGCUUCUCACAAUGGUGGAGCGCCCUGCCCGCCGCUCAAGCCGAACACCGCGUACUGUCAUUCGUUCCCCAUUUGCAGCAACCUCCCACGCAUGCAAAGACAGGCUCGGCGCCACCCUCACAGAACAACUCCACCGUCACCAUAGACAAGACCGCCUCUCCAGAAGCCACCACCUCCACGAACUCGCUCACAGAUCCAUACGGUCCUCGGACGUGGCACUCUCGCCUGGUCCCCCUCUCCGGGAAAAACCGCGCAUUAAACGAGUUCUCAGUUGUGCGCAAUGUCCCUGAGGAGGGCGAUCCGGAGCAUAACCUGGUCAUCUUGCACGGCUACGGGGCCGGUCUAGGUUUCUUCUACAAGAACUUUGAGCCUCUCUCCCGCGCUCCGGGGUGGCAACUCUACGCCUUAGAUAUGCUCGGCAUGGGCCGCAGCUCGAGACCACCGUUCAAGUUAAAGUCCAAGACGAGGGAGGCACAAAUAACCGAGGCCGAAGAUUGGUUUAUUGACUCGUUAGAGGAGUGGCGAGUGAAGAAGAAGAUCGACAAAAUGACGCUCAUGGGCCACAGCAUGGGGGGAUAUAUGGCCGUGUGUUAUGCGUUGAAAUAUCCUGGCAGACUGAACAAAUUGAUUCUGGCGAGCCCCGUGGGGAUCCCAGAGGAUCCUUACGCCACGCACGCGGCUAUGCCCCCUCCGCCAGACUCGACGGUACAGAAUGGAGUCGCUCAGGAUCAAGAUAGCGAAACAGGAAACACGACCGCCGACAACAACAAAUUAUUCAACGGCCGGAAGCAGGCAGAGAAGGAAGGGCAGCUGAGGCAAAACCCCAACCCCAACCGCCUCCCCGUGAAAGAGAGCUCGUCAACAGAAAAUUCGUCUUCCGAAGAAAACUCGACGCCGCCCCCACGCCGCCCUCUACCGAAAUGGCUCACCUACCUCUGGGACGCGAAUAUCUCCCCGUUCAGCUUUGUUCGGUGGUCCGGCCCCCUGGGCCCUCGUCUCGUCUCAGGCUGGACAUCUCGGCGCUUCUCUCAUCUCCCUCCCGAGGAGGCCUUGGCGUUACAUGAUUACAGCUACUCUUUAUUCCGGCUGAGAGGCAGCGGGGAAUAUGCGCUCGCCUAUAUCUUGGCUCCCGGAGCAUUUGCGAGGAGUCCAUUGAUCAGACGGAUUGGAGCUGUGGGGAGACAACCUCUUACCGCGUCCACACACGAGAUCAAUGAAGAGGGCCAGCUGAAGCAAUAUCCGGGAUCAUCUUCAGCUGCGCAAAACGACACUACUUCAUCAUCCACACCAUCCUCUACCCUACAAGAUGUGGCGCGAGAAAGAGGAAUUCCGGUCGUGCUCAUGUACGGCGAAAACGACUGGAUGGACGUCUCAGGAGGGUACGCUGCAAAGAAGAAAAUUGAUGCCGAAACCGCCCGCGCUCUGGCUGCCGCCCCGCUGGAGGAGAGGGACCGCGACCACGGGUCUGCGAAGGUUGUCAUCAUCAAGAACGCGGGACAUCAUUUGUAUCUGGAUGGGCCGGACGAGUUUAAUGAGGUGAUCCUCGCGGAGAUGGAAGAUGUGCGGAGACGAACUUUGAGGGAGAAAGGGAGAAUGGGGUAGAGAACGGCGGACGCCGAGUUGCGAGUUGAUGGAGUGGUUCGAGUUGCAUGGCAGCGUUUGGUUUACUGUGGUUUGGGCGUCGUGAUGAUGUUAUGGGAUUUAGACGGACAUUUCCUCACUUUGCGUGCAUUGAGCGCGAAGAUUGGGGUUGGGGAACCAUAGAAGGGCGGCGGCAUGGUUUUUGGAUUGAAAGCAAGCAACAGAAACCUGGUGAGAAGGGCUUUGUGGUUCGUUUCCAAGAUCACGGUAUGGUGAUAUUCUUGGCACCUGUCUUUGAGGUGUAUUAUACCAGUGCGAGAGGAUGCGAUCCUCGAGGAACGAGUCGACGCAUUCGUAGCCAAGGCUACCUGCAUAUUAACAAGUUGAUUGGGUCAAGAACGGCUUGUUGUUGACCAGUUUACCACUUCACAACAUCACCAUCAGAGGUGCUAUUAUUUUUUCCCCCAUUCCAAGGCCUCUCUCUUCACAAGGUCCAACAAAGAAGGGGGUGGGGUUGGGUGGUCAUGACCUCUACGGCGUCUCCGCGACGCGAUACACCAACUUCUCCCCG
This is a messenger RNA of Cladophialophora immunda, 2643 nucleotides long. RefSeq lists its product as uncharacterized. Gene Ontology annotation, cellular component: mitochondrial inner membrane. Gene Ontology annotation, biological process: cardiolipin acyl-chain remodeling. Gene Ontology annotation, molecular function: A2-type glycerophospholipase activity. NCBI's taxonomy places the organism in Eukaryota, Fungi, Ascomycota, Eurotiomycetes, Chaetothyriales, Herpotrichiellaceae. The transcript has a single exon. The record is from RefSeq and is a predicted model, not a curated record. Bases 189 to 2093 code for a protein of 634 amino acids.